UACCCAAAGAAGUAUUAAGUUGGGAUAUCCAUGCUAGAGAAAGGUUUGUGAAGAACUCCAAGCUAGGAAGCGUACAAAUGUUUCGCGCCAGAGGCAUGAUAGUUGGAUGUGCAGGUGCCGGAAAAACAACUCUUUUACGAAAACUUCACGGAAGAGGUAUAACAGAUGAAGAUGAACCAACUGAGACAACUAUCGGCCUUGAGGUUCAUGAAGAUUUGUUUGCUAUUAAGGAAAACAAGUUAACAGAUUUUGCGAAUGCUGACAACAGUAGAAAUCCAUACCUUGACAACAACGUAAUAAGCAUGACAGACUUUGCAGGACAAGUGGCGUACUACGCAUGUCACCAGGUUUACCUGUCAAGAAGAGCAUUUUAUAUCGUAGUUAUUGACAUGUCCAAAAAGCUUGAUGAAGAAUGUCGAUUGUAUGACACAGAUCGUCAUGAUCCAACAGGAUCCUUAUUUCAUUCAUGGACUUACGGAGAAUACUUCCAUUUUUGGCUGCAAACUGUAAAUACAUAUUGCAAUGAUGGAACAACACAGGAGAAUCCUAAAGACACAACAGCAAUCAAAAACUCCACGACGAAUUUCAAUAUUCCCCCGAUAAUUCUUAUUGCCUCCCAUAAAGAUCAGAUGGUCAGAACUUGUAACCCAUCAGAAACAUUUUACAGCCAAUUGGAAGCGUGUUUAUCUAAAGAACAAACCUUAAAACGGCUUAUAUCACCAUACCGAUAUUUUGAAGUAGAAUGUCCACCUGGAGCAUUGACUCAAAAACAACAAAUGACAAUUGACUGUGUUAAGAAAUGUAUUGUAGAAACUGUAAAAAAUCUACAACAUUGGGGGGAAGAAGUUCCUUUGAAAUGGUUUGAACUUGAAAAAAUUCUGAAUAAUGAAAAAGCAAAUGGGAAAAAAGUCAUAUGGAGGCCACAAUUCAGAGAAACAGCAAAAUACCUUUCAAUAGAUGAAGAUGACCUCAAUGAUGUUCUUCGUUUCUUACAUGAAAUAGGAAAAAUCUUAUACUUUUCUGUGGAUAAACUCAAGGAUACAAUUAUCAUAGAUGUUCAGUGGUUUGUUGAUGCAUUCAAGUACAUUAUAACUGACGAAAAGCAUUUUGCUCGGAAAGACAACAUAAACGCACUAGUUAAUACUGGGAAAAUUACUGGACAGUACAUUGAAGAGAUAUGGAAAAAUAUACAAGGCAGUCGUGGUGUACCUUGUGCUGAUACAAAAGUUAGUGUCGAGACUGAUAAAGGUCAUGAUUCCUUGUGGCAAUCUUACUUAAAUCACAAAAAUGAAAUUUUACAAUACAUGGACAAACUUGGCCUAAUUACGAGAAUUGGAAGACAUGUAAGCACUUACAAUAAGGAGGAAAUGUAUUAUAUUCCGAGCAUGAACCGAACCGACCUUUCUGAUGACAGUAAAAAUGAAAUCAAAGGAAAACAAAAGUCAGCAAUGAUGCUGUACUUUUUCAAGUCUUAUUUACCCCAUUUUUUCUUCUUUCGAUUGGUUGUAAAGUGUUUAAAAAAAUGGAAAGUUUGUGAUAAAAAUUCCUUUUUUAAAAAUGUUGCACUUUACAAGGCAGAAGAUGCCGGCCAUUAUUUUGCUAUCGCCGUCAGCAAAACAUCCAUCCAGUUGCAGGUUUUUACACGUGAUGAAACCGUGAAACUUGAUGAAAAAUGCGUCAAGAAAAUCAGACAAACAGUGGAAGCCUUUAUAAAGGAAAUAACAGAAACUUUUCACAGGGGAAUUAUCUAUGAUGUGGGUUUUUCAUGUAGCGACAUAAAAAUUACAGAUGAAGAUGAAGAAUUCUUUUUUAAAGAGACAGAUAUUAAAGGUGGAAUUGAACAUUCGAAGGAAAUAUCUUGUCCAAAACAUUUUCUUGGUAAUAACAAACACAAAAUCGAUACAAGUAGAAUACAUAUGUGUUUGUUGGAGAGAAAGUCCACUUAAUUUUCAAGAGACAAUUAAAAACGCAUCUUUCAGAGCUAUACUAAUUAUAUCGUAUUUUGAAAUAGAUUUAUUAUUUUUUGUACAUAAAACUUUAUUAACCAAGGGACAAACAGUCAAUUAUACCUGAAUUGCGUAUAUUCUCAAUGUAGAUUUCUCUUGUUAAAUAUGUAUGCGAUGAGCAUUAUCCCAUAUUUAGAUUUUUUUUUCUUUUGUUGUACAAUGUACGCUGUUAUUCAUUUUCAUUUUAUUACUAAUUAAGCAUAUUUUGACAUGAUUUGACAUGGUAACCGUACCACACAGAAAGAUCUUCUUACCUGGUUUAUGUUUAUGGCAUUAGAUGAUCGUAUCAGAACGAGUUCUGAAAUAGUUUGAUGACUACCAUGUUGGGUUUCAUUCCAUCUCAGAGAGUUGCUCUUGAGUCAUAUAGCGUAUUAUGUUGUAAUGUUGUCAUCUCUGAAUUGUUAGUUUUUUUUUUAUUAUCUAAAACUAACAUAUGCAUUUUUCAAGAGUUCAUUAACAUCAAUUUCUGUAAAUAGGUCAGAAUAAAUGUCUGUGUUUUUUUUUCUAAAUA
Messenger RNA from Saccostrea cuccullata (small rock oyster), 2517 nucleotides. RefSeq lists its product as uncharacterized. The coding region runs from base 78 to 1946 and encodes 622 amino acids. Lineage: Eukaryota; Metazoa; Mollusca; Bivalvia; Ostreida; Ostreidae. The transcript has 4 exons. The record is from RefSeq and is a predicted model, not a curated record.